AUGUUGGAAAUUGUUCCUAAUGAAAGUAGUUUUACUGAAUUUCUCAUCCUGGGAUUUUCUCAUUCUGAGAAGGAGAAGGUUCCACUUUUCCUCUUGUUCCUACUGAUUUAUAUUAUCACUGUCAUAAGCAACACUCUCAUCAUUAUUCUAAUUAGCCUGGACAGUAACUUGCACAAGCCAAUGUACUUCUUCCUCUGUAACAUGUCCUUUCUGGAUAUAUUCUUUACUUCUGUUACCGCUCCAACCCUGCUCCACAUGCAGCUCUCAGAAGACAAGAGAAUUUCUUUUAGGGCUUGCAUGGCCCAACUCUACUUAUUUAAUUCUUUUGGUCUCAUGGAGUACAUAAUAUUGACAGCGAUGGCAUAUGACCGUUACCAAGCUAUCUGCAACCCAUUAGGUUAUCAUCAGAAUAUGAAUAAAAACAUUUGUUGCAUUUUAGCUGCAGUGCAGUGGAGUGGAGGUUUUAUAGCUUCCCCCCAUAAAUAUCUUAAUUCUGCUCUUUCUUAUUGUUCUUCCAACCGAAUCAACCACUUCUUCUGUGAUCUCACUCCAUUGUUGAAGUUGGCUUGUGAUGAUACAUCAGUCAUCGAGUUCUUGAUUUUUGCAGGGGGGGUUUUAAUUGUUCUAAACUGUUUUAUACUUACAGUAACUUCCUAUGUGUUCAUUACAUUUGCCAUCAUUAGGAUUAGUUCCAAUAAGGGCAGGUUCAAGGCUUUUUCUACCUGUGCCUCUCACCUCAUCGUGGUCAUCCUUUUUUAUGCCAUGAUUACAUGUGUUUAUAUGAAGCCAUCAUCCUCGUAUUCUCUUAAUGAUGGUAAAGUUCUGGCUGUUUUCAACAUGCAUGUAAUUCCUAUGCUAAAUCCAGUUAUAUACACAUUAAGAAACAAAGAUGUAAUAUUGCAUGUCCACAUUUAUUUUGUCCAAACAUCAAUUGUGAUCACACCAAUAGCUUUCAUUACUGCUUAUAACUUCAGUAAUGUCAAUGCUCUUGCACUUCCUGCGAGUUUCCCAAUUUUGGAGCCCUCCAAUUGCACUGCCCAGGUCAUGAAGAAAUCAAUGAGAGCUGUCUUUUGCAAAGAUCUGUCUCUUGCUUGUGAUUUUAGAGAUUUUCAUGAUCCAUACCUUCAGAAAAUGUCUUUGCUUUGGGAUUUAUUUCAGGUCACUCAGUGGGGAUUUUUGUUCUUGCUUUUUAUCUUUUAA
Molecule: messenger RNA, 1200 nt
Organism: Xenopus laevis (African clawed frog)
Lineage: Eukaryota; Metazoa; Chordata; Amphibia; Anura; Pipidae
Product: olfactory receptor 1019
Source: RefSeq, a predicted model, not a curated record